GAAGAAGUAAUAGGUGUUUCGAUUUAUAGGUCCAAAUUCGAAUACGCAAAACGACAACUCGUAAACCCGAAGAAAAACCAGAGCAGAAGACUGCAAAUCCAAAUUCUCCUACAAAUUCUCCUCAAAUUUCUACUCGAUUCAGCCAUCAUUCUCAAAGCCGUGUGAUCAUUUGCUGAAAACAUCCCAGACUUAGCCAGAUACAACGGUAAGUCCCCAAUUUGCCAGGUGCCAUUGCCAGGUAAAGAACUUUGCUUGAAAUCUAGGGUUUCAUUGCUUUGAGAAAUGAAACCCUAGGCUUGAAUGACAUGUGGGCUGUAAUUAUUAUUUUGAGGUUUGGUGGUGUUUAUUCAUUCUCCGUUAAGAACUUUAGAGUCGAAUAUCAGAAAUGAAAGUGUUUGAUAGCUUGUAUAGUGUUAAAACCCCCAAAUUUAAAGGGGCUUUCAAUGGUCUCUGUGGCAUUAUCCUAUUAUUUUUAUUCUACUACUGGACAUAUUCAAACACAGGAGCUGGCUUUGGUAGUGGCGCGAGCCAUAUUGACAUAAUUCGUAGGCAAUUGAUCGAAGUCGAUACCAAUUCAACAUAUUUAAUCGAUGGGUCAGAUGGUCAAAACAAUAUCAGCGUACAUAAUCCAGUUUGUGGUGGUUUGAUUGAUCAUAUGGGUUAUGCUAAUGAGUGCGAGUACUUGAAAGCGAACCCAGGUUGUUCAUCUGGUGGGUUCUUUGAUUAUAUCAAGUUUCUGUAUUGUGAUUGUGAUGAUUUUAGAGGGUUGGGUUAUCUUUUAUUGGGUAUUUGGCUUGCUGCCUUGUUUUAUUUGUUGGGGAAUACUGCAGCAGACUACUUUUGUUGUUCAUUGGAGAAGUUGUCUAGUCUUUUGAAGUUGCCUCCUACAGUGGCUGGUGUCGCCCUCCUUCCACUUGGGAAUGGAGCACCAGAUGUCUUUGCAAGUAUUGCUGCCUUUGUAGGUAAGGAUGCAGGAGAUGUGGGUCUUAAUAGUGUGUUGGGCGGUGCUGUGUUUGUUACUUGUAUUGUUGUUGGGACUGUUUCACUAUGUGUAGCAGAGAAGGAAGUACGGAUUGAUCGGAGAUGCUUCAUUAGGGAUAUCUGCUUCUUCCUAUUUACACUAUUUUCUUUGUUGAUGAUGUUGAUGAUUGGCAGGGUGAGUGUUGGAGCAGCAAUUGCUUUUGUCUUGAUCUAUGUAGUUUAUGGUAUUUCUGUUGCUGCUGGUGAGAUUGUUAGGAAGCAUGCUCGGAGAUUGAAACUGGAUGUUAUCACACCAUUGAUUCCUGUGCAUGGAACUAUUUAUGAUGACGAUUCAGGUAUGUAUAGUUCUCUGCUAGACAUUGAGACUGACAGCAAUGUACCCCAUCUGCCUCCUUCCCUACCAUCAUGGAUGUGGGCCUCAAAUGUGGCAAUAUAUUCCAACCACCCAACAAUGGGGAGUAUGGCGGAUGAAGAAAGACCUCCUUGGGGCUGGACUGAUGAGGGAAUGGAGAUAAACAACAACUCAUUCUCAUGUUCUAAAUUAUUUUCACUGAUUGAGAUGCCAUUGACAGUGCCAAGACGGUUAACAAUUCCAUUGGUUGAUGAAGGAAUGUGGUCGAAACCCUAUGCUGUAGCCAGUGCCACAUUGGCUCCUGUCCUUGUGGCAUUUCUGUGGAACAGCCAAGAUGGCAUGGGUCCUCAAAGUAGGAUUCUAGUGUAUUUUUUUGGUGUUGUGGUUGGUUGCUUACUUGGUUUUCUUGCAUAUCAGUACACCUUACCCAACCAUCCACCUCAAAGAUUGUUGAUUUUGUGGGUUUUGGGGGGAUUUAUUAUGAGUAUUGUUUGGUUCUACAUGAUAGCUAAUGAGCUUGUUGCUUUAUUGGUGGCAUUUGGCUUGAUCUUUGGGAUAAAUCCAUCAAUUCUUGGGUUGACUGUAUUGGCAUGGGGCAACUCAAUGGGCGAUUUAGUGUCAAACGUUGCCCUGGCAUUGAAUGGUGGUGACAGUGUGCAGAUUGCUUUGUCUGGAUGCUAUGCAGGUCCUAUGUUCAAUACACUUGUUGGCUUGGGGAUCUCAAUGCUGCUAGGAGCCUGGUCACAGAGCACUGGCAUUUACGUGAUUCCUCAAGACAGUAGCUUGUUUUACACUAUGGGUUUUCUCAUAUCAGGACUAAUUUGGGGACUUAUUGUUUUACUUCAAAAUGACAUGCAUCCCACCAAGACAUUAGGUGUGGGACUUAUAACCCUAUAUCUGAUUUUUCUUUCAAUAAGGGUGACUAUUGCCAUGGGAUAUAUAGUAAGUUGACCAAUUUAUUUUGGUUAUCGUUGUAUGGAUCUGUAUAGCUAGUCUUCCCAAACUGUUUUUCUCCUUAUCACGUCUUCAUUUAUAAAAUGGUAAUCUGAACUAUUUUAUAGCA
This is a messenger RNA of Manihot esculenta (cassava), 2396 nucleotides long. Its product is annotated as cation/calcium exchanger 4. The transcript has a single exon. Gene Ontology annotation, molecular function: monoatomic cation transmembrane transporter activity. The record is from RefSeq and is a predicted model, not a curated record. NCBI's taxonomy places the organism in Eukaryota, Viridiplantae, Streptophyta, Magnoliopsida, Malpighiales, Euphorbiaceae. The coding region runs from base 386 to 2284 and encodes 632 amino acids. Gene Ontology annotation, cellular component: membrane. Gene Ontology annotation, biological process: transmembrane transport; monoatomic cation transport.